This is a messenger RNA of Talpa occidentalis (Iberian mole), 2200 nucleotides long. RefSeq names its product FEZ family zinc finger 1 (gene FEZF1). Gene Ontology annotation, cellular component: nucleus. The record is from RefSeq and is a predicted model, not a curated record. The coding region runs from base 100 to 1527 and encodes 475 amino acids. NCBI's taxonomy places the organism in Eukaryota, Metazoa, Chordata, Mammalia, Eulipotyphla, Talpidae. The transcript has 5 exons.
CGCACCCACGGGGGUAACUCACCAGGUCUGUGACAAGCAGGGGAACGAAGCGACGACGGCGCAGCCCGGCCCCGGCGGACGGACGCUGGCGACUCCGACAUGGACAGUAGCUGCCACAACGCGACUGCCAAAAUGUUAGCGACGGCGCCGGCCCGGGGCAACGUGAUGAGCGCCUCCAAGCCCUUGGCUUUCUCCAUCGAGCGAAUCAUGGCGCGCACCCCCGAGCCCAAGGCCCUGCCCGUCCCCCACUUCCUGCAGGGAGCGGUGCCCAAAGGGGACCCCAAGCAUGCUCUUCAUCUUAACUCGUCGAUCCCCUGCAUGAUCCCCUUCGUGCCUGUGGCGUACGACACGAGCCCCAAGGCUGGGAUGACCGGCUCGGAGCCGCGGAAGGCGAGUCUGGAGGCUCCCGCGGUGCCCGCAGCGGCGUCUGGGGCGCCCGCCUUCAGCUGCAGCGACCUGCUCAACUGCGCGCUGAGCCUCAAGGGCGACCUGGCCCGCGACGCGCUGCCCCUGCAGCAGUACAAGCUGGUAAGGCCGCGUGUGGUCAACCACUCUUCCUUCCACGCCAUGGGAGCUCUGUGCUACCUGAAUCGAGGUGAUGGCCCGUGCCACCCGGCGGCCGGCGUCAACAUCCACCCGGUAGCCUCCUAUUUCCUCAGUUCCCCUCUGCACCCGCAGCCAAAAACGUAUUUAGCCGAAAGGAAUAAAUUGGUGGUCCCGGCGGUGGAGAAGUACCCCUCGGGAGUAGCUUUCAAAGACUUGUCCCAGGCUCAGCUGCAGCAUUACAUGAAAGAAAGCGCCCAGCUUCUGUCAGAAAAAAUCGCGUUCAAAACCUCUGACUUCAGUCGAGGCUCUCCUAAUACCAAACCCAAAGUUUUCACUUGCGAAGUGUGUGGAAAGGUCUUUAACGCACACUAUAACUUAACUCGUCACAUGCCGGUGCACACAGGAGCCAGACCCUUCGUUUGCAAAGUGUGUGGAAAGGGCUUCCGUCAAGCCAGCACCCUGUGCAGGCACAAGAUCAUUCACACCCAGGAAAAACCUCACAAAUGUAACCAGUGUGGCAAAGCAUUUAAUAGAAGUUCCACUUUAAACACGCAUACCCGAAUACACGCAGGCUACAAACCGUUUGUGUGUGAAUUCUGUGGCAAAGGAUUUCAUCAAAAAGGGAAUUACAAAAACCACAAGUUGACCCACAGCGGGGAGAAGCAGUUCAAGUGCAAUAUCUGCAACAAGGCUUUCCACCAGGUUUACAACCUCACCUUCCACAUGCACACCCACAAUGACAAGAAGCCCUUCACCUGUCCCACGUGUGGCAAGGGCUUCUGCAGGAACUUUGACCUCAAGAAGCACGUCCGCAAGCUGCAUGACAGCAGCCUGGGGCUGGCCCGCACGUCCGCUGGGCAGCCCGGCUCGGACCCGGCGCCCCCUCUACAGCAGCCACCGUCAGCUCCCCUCCCGCCUCUGCCACCACCCCUACCGCCCUCUGGGCCCCUGCAGCCUGGGCUCCACCAGGGUCACCAGUGAUUAAGGCCAAAGUCCUUUCCCGGCCCCAGCUGGGGUCCCACUACUGAGGCAGUGGCAGACUAGAGCUGGACCUCCUGGUACAAGCUCCUCUGCAGAACAGAGGGCGUGUUGGGCCCCACACUUUAGCGCUGCCCAGAAGCCUCUGCAUUCCCUGGCUUUUUGCCUCUUGCAUGCACCUGCUGAAUGGUUUUGUGUAUUAUAUUCUAUAUAGGCACUAACAAUUAUGAGAAAUUGGGGGGGUGUUUGUUUUCUGAUUACUUUUUAAACUUUGGAGAGACUUUUCAUCUCGGGUGGAGAGAUGGUGUUUGUUUUGUUUUGUUUUUAAAAACAAAUUUCUGCUGUAUUUAUUGAGAUCUGUAUUAUCCUACCCGGGAAUGCUGCACCAUUUUAAUUUUAUUAUUGUAUAUAUUUCCAUUGUGUUGAUUCUGCGAUCUCAAGAUGCCUGCCGAUUGUUUAUUAUCACUUCCUCCUUCCCCGAGGUAACAAAACAUUGUGUGUAUGUUAUAUAUACACGCAGAGAUGUGUGUGCCUGUAAAGGCACAUUCCACAUUUGUGAGCACACACACACAUAUGAAUUAGAUAAGGGUGAUUCAGUAUGGAUGAAUUUAAAUUUUGGUUUUGAUUCUUGCACGUGAAAACUGAUUCAUGGACUGUUGGAAAUAAAUAUUUGGAA